Messenger RNA from Darwinula stevensoni, 750 nucleotides. Lineage: Eukaryota; Metazoa; Arthropoda; Ostracoda; Podocopida; Darwinulidae. The record is from the annotation of a GenBank genome assembly.
AUGGUGAAUGCUUUCGUCAAUCACUUUUACGGCGUGGAGUGGGAGGACCCCUUCCGGCUGGUUUUGAUUCCUGACACUGAAAGCAUUAAGCCCAAGGCUCAGAGUCAGACGUCGCGGAUAACAGCCUACACCCUACCCUGGCAAGAGGGAUGUCAGGCAUCCUACAAUCUUACCAUCGUUGACACUCCUGGAUUUGGAGACACGAAGGGACUAAUGGGGGACAAAAGCAUCACGACCCAACUUCAGAAAUUCUUCUCCCAAGGGCAAAAGGGAGGAAUGGAUCACCUCGAUGGAAUUGGAUUCGUGCUUCAGGCAUCCAAUGCCCGGUUGACGCCAACUGAAAAAUAUAUUCUUGACUCGAUUCAAUCUGCUUUCGGGAAGAAUGUUGGCAAUAACAUUUUCCUGAUGAUCACAUUUGCCGACAGUAAGAGCCCCCCUGUUCUCGAAGCUGUGAAGGAAGGAAACAUCCCUUUCGUGGGGUACUUUCGGUUCAAUAAUUCGGCUCUAUUCACACCAAAGAACAACGGAAAAGAUGAAGAUUCACGAUUCGACGCCAUGUUCUGGACACUUGGGGCAAGAAGUUUCUCCACAUUUUUCGCCAAGUUCCAGGAGACUCAGGCUGUAAGUCUCCAAAUGAGCAAAGAUGUUCUGAAAGAGAGACAAGCUCUUGAAGCUACUAUCCAAGGGAUCCAGAACCGAAUUCAGGAGGGUCAGUAUACCAUACAUGUAUUCUCUUAUUUAACAGGUUGA